Nicotiana attenuata is the source of this 2610-nucleotide messenger RNA. RefSeq lists its product as uncharacterized. Bases 1 to 2610 code for a protein of 869 amino acids. The transcript has 8 exons. Gene Ontology annotation, biological process: DNA integration. NCBI's taxonomy places the organism in Eukaryota, Viridiplantae, Streptophyta, Magnoliopsida, Solanales, Solanaceae. The record is from RefSeq and is a predicted model, not a curated record. Gene Ontology annotation, molecular function: nucleic acid binding.
AUGGCAGGAGAAAAAGUUCCUCCGACUCCUUCUACUCCCAUUGCCUCUGGUUCAACCAGUCAAAUAAUUUCACAGGAUGUGACUCGUCCUUAUUUCCUUCACUCGUCUGAUGCUCCUGGCUUCAUAAAUGGUGUCUGUGAGGAGCCAAAACCUGAUGCACAAGAUCACCCUCAGUGGAGCAGAUGCAAUUUCAUGGUGACUUCUUGGCUUCUGAACACUUUAUCCAAAGAGAUAGGUGACAAUGUCAUCUAUUCAAAAUCUGCAAAAGAUUUGUGGAAUAGCCUUGAACACAUAUUUGGGCAAACUAAUGGAGCCAAGCUGUACCAACUGCAAAAGGAAAUAUCAAUGUUAGAAAGUCACAAAGUUCUUAGAAGACCAAAAGAUCAUUCAGUUUCUAAUGGACUAAAUGAUGUCUAUUCUCAUGCAAGAGGAAACAUCCUUAUGAUGAAUCCAUUGCCUGGAAUAGAUUUUGCUUAUUCACUCCUUCUACAAGAUGAAAAUCAAAUAGAGAGAUAUGCAAGACCACAGUUCAAUGCUGAUGUUUCCUCAUUCAUGGUAGGGUUUCAAGAAGUACCCCCUGAUCUAGGAAACAGUUCGGGGAAUCCCGGGAUAGCACUUGGCGGCUCUCUUCCAUUCGCCCAAGCAUCCCACAUUCCCAUGACUCGAAGACGUAAGACCCUGUUCUCUUCAGCCGCUGCGGAUUCUGAGGUCGGGAUGCCCGAAAUUGGGCUAUCGUCCGUGAUGGGAAUUGUUAGCAGAGUCAUUUCUGAAGACAUUCCGAUUCUCCCCUUUGAUCUAGUAAAGUAUGGAUGUGAAGCCAAGUUACCACGGAAAACCAACCACCGUUUCUAUAAAACCGGGACUGGGGGUGACAGCAGCAAACGUAAGGAACAAGUGUCUGAGCUGAUGAACCUAAUCAAGCAAGCACAACUUGGAAAUACAGUAACACCAGGAACUGCAAUCAAUGCAAAUGCAGUAGCUCGUACUAUACUUAAAUAUACUGGAAUUUAUUUGGCAGCUUUUAACACAAAAACCUGGAUCAUUGAUUCAGGGGCUUCUGAACACAUAUGUUUUGAUUCAAAUUGUUUCUUAACUUUAGAUCCACUCCCUGUUCCUGUCCCUUUAAUGAGGAGGGGACCAGUCUUUGGUGAAUUAAGAGGAGAAUUGUACCUGCUGGAGCCUAGCACACCUAAGAUAGAUUCUGGUUUUAGUUUAAGUGCCAAUGUAUUUUCAGUUCCACAAGGAAGUGAUUCCAUUCUAGUUCCUAGUGAAGUUUCUUGUUCUGUUUCUAAUUCCAAUACAGAUAUCUCUAAUGUACUCCAAUGGCAUGCUAGAUUGGGGCAUCUGCCAUUCUCAGUAAUGAAAAAUCUUCAGUUCAUUAAUAUUCCUUCCAAUUUCAAUUUUAUGGUGGAGAGACAAUUUGCAAGGAAAGUUAAAAGAAUCAGAUCUGAUAAUGCAGUGGAAUUGAGAAAGGGAUCUUUUCAGUCUGAUUUCCUUCAGUCUCAAGGCAUCUUACAUGAGACUUCAUGUGUAGCAACUCCCCAGCAGAAUGGGGUAGUUGAAAGAAAGCAUAUGCACCUUUUGGAAGUGGCAAGAGGAUUGUAUUUUCGGUCACAGGUUCCCAUCCAAUACUGGGGAGAGUGUGUUUUGACUGCUACAUAUCUAAUCAAUAGGUUUCCUUCUAGAGUUCUAAAAGGAAAAACACCUUAUGAGAUUUUGUUUAAAAAGAGUCCACAGUAUGAACAACUCAAGUCUUUUGGAUGCUUAUGCUAUGCCUCUACUCUAGCACAACACGGAAGCAAAUUUGAUCCCAGAGCACAAGCUUGUGUUUUUCUGGGAGAUGCACAGCAUCAGAAAGGAUACAAAUUGCUAGUGUUACAUUCUAAGAAGUCACACUCACAUGGUCCUCUAUAUCCAAAUACUUCUGAGAAUAGCAACCCUAUUCCUCUCAAUAAUCCUAGAACUCAUCUAUCUGUUGCCAGCCCCCCAAUUUCCCCUUUUCAUACUCCAUUUCCUACCGAUUACUCUAGUUCACAGGCUACAAUCCCAAUACCACCACCUCCUCUAAGAAAAUCUAAGAGGAAUUCUCAGAAACCUACCUAUCUCAAUGACUAUGUCUGCAAUAGCAUUGUUUUCUCUGAUCUAACCUCAUCAUGUUUUCAUCAUGUCUCUCACCCUAAUGUGUUUUGUUUUGGAGCCCUUUCUCUCAACAAUCAGGCUAUUUUCAAAUCUAUCUCCACAGUUUUUGAGCAUACCAACUAUACUCAAGCUUCCCAAGAUCUUGGAUGGAGAAAAGCUAUGGAAGCUGAAAUUCAAGCUCUUCAACUCAACCACACCUGGGAUGUUGUCUCUUUACCCCCAGGCAAGAAGGCAUUGCCUUGUAAAUGGGUUUACAAGGUCAAGCACAAAUCAGAUGGGUCAAUUGAAAGGUUGAAAGCCAGGUUGAUUGUCAGGGGGGACAUACAAAGGGAAGGCAUUGAUUAUUUUAAGACUUUUAGUCCAGUGGUCAAGAUGACCACUAUUAGAUGCUUAUUGACUGUAGCUGUGAAGAAAGGGUGGGAAGUCUCACAACUGGAUGUUAACAAUGAAUUUCUGCAUGGAGAUCUAUAG